AGGGCUGGGUUUGGAUAGGGUUGGGCAUCGGCAAGAUAUCAUGUAUUAAAAACCUGUGACAGACACGACACAACUCAUUUACCUGUGACACACAAAGAAACAAAAUCAUCUCUGCUGAGUAUUUCAAGUUUGUGGAAAUGGAGUCUUUGUCUGCUGCACAAACACAGUUCUCCCUCAACCUGUUUAAGAAGAUCAGUGGAGAAAAUGCUUCUGGAAAUGUCUUCUACUCUCCUCUCAGCAUCUCCUCUGCUCUUGCCAUGGUGGCAGUUGGAGCAGCAGGAAACACACAAGCUCAAAUCUUAAAGGUCCUGGCCAUUAACAGUUCUGUCAAACCUGACACCACAACUCCAGCUCCUGGACCAUCAAUGCAAAAACAGGCCCAGAAACCUCAGUUACCUGCUGUACUCACGAAACCUCCUCCUCAACUUCAUCUGGUACCUGUACAUAAAACUGAGGAUAAUAUUCAUUCCAACUUCAACAAACUCAUGAGUGAGCUGAACAAGCCGGGAGUCCCGUACAUGUUGAGCCUUGUUAACCGCCUCUAUGGAGAGCAGUCCUACCAGUUUGUUGAAAAAUUUCUUAAUGACACAAAAAAAUACUACCAGGCUGGAUUGGAGAAGGUGGACUUUAAAAAGAAUGCAAGGGCUGCACGUGACAACAUCAACAACUGGGUGGAGAAAAAUACUCAAGGGAAGAUCAAGGACUUGCUGCCAGAGAAGUCCGUCGAUGGAAUGACAAAAUUAGUCUUGGUAAACGCCAUCUACUUCAAAGGUAGCUGGAUGCUAAAAUUCCAAAAGGAAGCCACUAGGCAGCUGCAGUUUAAACUGAACAAGGCUCAGACUAAGCCAGUGCAGAUGAUGCAUCAGACAGACCGAUUUCCUCUGGCCCUCAUCCCAGAGGUCAACUGUCAGGUCCUGGAGCUGCCGUACGUUGGGGAGAGUCUCAGUAUGCUGAUCAUCCUUCCAAAUAAGAUAGAAGAUGACACCACUGGCCUUCAAAAGCUGGAGAGAGCAAUGACUUACGAGAAGCUAAUGGAGUGGACCAGACCUGAACAGAUGAGCGCACAGAAAGUUCAAAUCGCUCUGCCCAAAUUCAAGAUGGCGGAGACCUAUGACAUGAACAGCCUUCUGGUCGGCAUGGGCAUGGUGGAUGCUUUUGACAUCCAGAAGGCGAAUUUUUCAGGCAUGUCUCUCAACAAUGAUCUGGUGCUGUCUAAAGUGAUUCAUAAAUCCUUUGUUGAAGUGAAUGAGGAAGGAACAGAAGCAGCUGCAGCCACUGCAGUCCUAUUCAUGGUCGGCUGUUCAUUAGGGCCUCCACCUCCAACCUUUAUUGCAGAUCACCCCUUUCUGUUCUUCAUCCGACACAAUCCCACCAAGAGCAUUCUCUUCUAUGGACGCUUCUGCUCUCCUUGAGUUCCUCCAACCCACGGUAUCCUUCCAGCAUGUUUAAUUGCUAAUGGUUGUGAGUUGGAUUGAGUUAUGAUAGAAUGAUCAUUUUCAAUUAGAGGUUACAAUUAGGAACUCUGCACUGCAUCUCUGUUGAUUUCUUUACUAAAUAAAUUUCUAUUAAAGCAAAAUUUUCUGUCAAGACAAACUUUGAUGAUGGCCUGAAAGUUUAAUAAAUCUUUAAAAGCUUGAGGUUUGACAGACCUUACAGUAAGACAGUCAAAAAUACUUUUUUAGGUAUAAUUUCAGACAUAGUUACUAAAGUAAAUCAAAACCGGGUUGUUGUUUUUUUUUUACUUAAUGGUAAUGAUUUACUAUAAUCUUUUGCAUGUCGGUUUCAAACAAUUAUUUAAAAACUUUGUUAAAGGUGCUGUAAGCGAUUUUAGCGUUCUGGAGCAUUCAUGUGACUGAGCCGUUUAAUUAGCCACGCCCCCUCAUUCCAAAACUCCGCCCUCCAAAAGACAAAACUGAGCAAAAGAGCAGCAUUGAUUGUUUUUGUGGCUGUCAAAUUCAACAGUGACAUAAUAGCACCCUCAACUGUCAAACAUUAUGAAUCAUAUCCUCAAUGAUCCGCUUCAAAUACAACACUAUGAGAACGAGCCAAAUGAUUGACAGGUGAAAUUUUUGUUUGCUAUUUACAAAGUCUACAGCUGUCACAGAGACCGGUGAGAUAUCUCAGGACACUUAUUUCAUUAAUGUCUUUAAGGGAGUAGGAAAAUGUUUUGCAUACUUUUCCAUGAAAACAAUCACUUACAGCACCUUUAAAUUAGAAUCAUUGAAUUCUAACCUCCAAACAAUAAUUCCAAUAUCAUCAUAAUUAUUUUACUGUUUAAUAAAUGGUUAUUAAUUUCCAUUAU
Molecule: messenger RNA, 2302 nt
Organism: Myxocyprinus asiaticus (Chinese sucker)
Lineage: Eukaryota; Metazoa; Chordata; Actinopteri; Cypriniformes; Catostomidae
Product: leukocyte elastase inhibitor-like
Exons: 8
Coding region: 138-1412 (424 amino acids)
Biological process (GO): negative regulation of endopeptidase activity
Molecular function (GO): serine-type endopeptidase inhibitor activity
Source: RefSeq, a predicted model, not a curated record